AUGAGCAACAAAGAUGAGGCCCUUAGAGCGAAAGAUUUAGCAGAAGAUUGGAUGAGAAAAGCAGAUUUCUCAACUGCUCGUAGAAUUGCAAUGAAGGCUCAGAAAAUGGAUGGAAGUUUGGAGAAUAUUGUUCACAUGAUAAUGGUGUGCGAUGUGCAUUGUGCAGUGUUGGAUAAAUCUGGAGAUGAGAUUGAUUGGUAUAAGAUUCUCCAGGUUGAUCCAAAUGCAGAUGAAAAUACCAUCAAGAAACAGUACAAGAAGCUUGCCCUUCAUCUCCACCCCGACAAGAACAAACUCCCUGGUGCUGAAUCUGCUUUCAAAUCGAUUGGCGAAGCUCAGAGGGUUCUUCUGGACAAAGCCAAAAGGAGGCUUCAUGACAUGAAACGCAAACCCUUCAGAAAGCCUGCACCAGCAGCAGGACCGUCAUAUCAACCCCAACAAGCCCCGGCCACGGCUUAUUACACUCAUCCUGUUUUCCAGACAACCACUAAUACAGCGAGGAACAGCUUCACUACGGGUUUGAGACCUGAAAACCUGCAAAAACCUCAAGCUCAACCAACUGAGUUUAGUGGUGGACUGACCUUUUGGACCUCAUGCGCCUUUUGUGGCACAAAGCAUGAAUUUCAGCGGGGAUUUAUCAACAAAUGUGUGACUUGUGUGAAAUGCAGUAAGCAAUUCGUUGCAUUUCAAGAAGCUUUCCAAGGUCCAUCUGUUCAGGCGACAUUCCCUUUCCCCCAACAGAACAAGGUUCCAACUCAAGAGGCUGCCAAGGCAGCGCAGAAGCAGCCAGAGAAUUCUGUAAGAAUUUCCCCAAGAAAAGAGGGUUCUAGAGCAAAAAGCUCGGGUACUGCUGCUGCUGCUCAGGACAUCAAUGGGAAGAGAAAGAGGAAGAAGAUAGUUGAAUCCAGUGACAGCUCUUCCAGCAACAGUAGCAGUGAGUGCGAAGAAGUUGCAACUGGUGGACAGCAUUCUCGGAGGUCAGUGCGUAGCAAGCAGCAGGUUUCGUAUAAAGAGAAUAUGAGCGAUGAUGACAAUAUAGAAGAGGAUGCAGAAAGUGCUAAAGAGUCUGAUUUCAGAAAGAAGUCACAUGAGAAUCAUAUGUUUGCAGAAACCUUGCCAAACGGUAUAAACAGGAAGGCGAAGGUUAAAGAAGACCAAGCGGGAAGCUCUCGGGAUUCUGGUGCCUGCAAUGCAGUGAAGGAUUCAAGUUCAGGGAGUGCAUCAGAGGUAGAGAUUGUCGAGUGUGCUGAUCCUGAUUUCAGCAACUUUGAGACGUCGAGGGAAGAGAGGUGUUUUAAAGCUGGCCAGAUCUGGGCGAUGUAUGACAAUGAUCGGAUGCCUCGAUAUUAUGCCCUUAUUAGAAAAGUCAGAAGGAAACCUGAUUUUAUGCUUAAAAUAACAUGGCUAGAGGCUAAACCAGAUGAUGAGAAAGCAAAACAGUGGGUUCAUAAAAAGUUGCCGGUGUCUGUUGGUAAGUUCGAACUUGUUGGAGAUGAGGAGACAAAUGAAACUCCAUCGUUCUCUCAUCUGAUCCACUGCAGAAUAGGAAGCAUGAAAGAUACUGUCAGUGUAUACCCAAGAAGAGGAGAAACAUGGGCUCUCUUCAAGAACUGGAACAUGAAUUGGUCCUCUGGUCGUCGACAUUCUUUCCAUGAGCAUGAGUAUGAGUAUGAGUUUGUUGAGAUCCUGUCAGAAUAUGUUGAAGGAGUUGCAAUAGAGGUUGGGAUUUUGCGUAAAGUAAAAGGCUUUGCAAGUGUCUUUUGUCGAAUUCCAACGGGUGGUGGAUCAGACAAACGUCAAAUUUGGCCUCAUGAGUUGCUUAAAUUCUCCCACAGGAUUCCCUCAACCAAAUUGACAGGAAAAGAAAGGAAUGACGUUCCUGUUGGUUCUUUUGAGCUUGAUACAGCUGCAUUACCACAAAAGAUCGAAGAAACAGAAGCUGUCCCUGUCUCACGAGAAGCUGCCAUGUCAAACCAAGUCCAUAAUCGCUCUCCACCUUCAUCGGAGCCAGACUGUAUCAUCAUUCCUAAUUUCCAGUUCCAUGACUUCAGUGCUGAAAGAUUAGAGGGAAAGUUUGCAAAUGGCCAAAUAUGGUCAUUGAACUGUAAAGAGGAUGGCUUGCCCAAGUGUUAUGCUAGGAUUCAAAAGAUAGAAUGGAAGCCGGUAUUUAAACUGCAGAUAAAGCGUCUUGAGCUGGAAUCACUUCCUGAGAAUGUUACACAGUGGCGCGACAAAAAAAUGCCAGUUAGUUGUGGAAAUUUCAUCUUAAAGGAAGGCCAGGACGAGACACUCACUAAUGUGACUGGCUUUUCACAUCAGAUUAAGGCUCAACAGCGUAUCAGGGAAAACAAAUACACUGUCCUCCCAAAGACUGGCGAAAUUUGGGCAAUGUACAAGAACUGGAGUAAAACAAUCAAGCUCACCAGCUUGACGAAGUGUGAAUACGAGGUCGUUGAAGUUCUUGACGACAAUGAGAGCCACAUAGAGGUUAUGAUUCUGACACAGGUGGAUGGGUAUAUUUCAGUCUUCAAGGAAAAAAAGGAAGGAGGCAUCGAUAUGAAGAAAUCGAUCCCAAGGUGUGAACUGUUGAGAUUCUCACAUUAUGUUCCUGCAUUCCGGCUAACUGGAGAGAGAGAAGGAGAGCUUAGAGGCUUUGUUGAGCUCGAUCCAACUGCAUUGUCCCGUAACUUACGCAAAUCUUAG
This is a messenger RNA of Arabis nemorensis, 2703 nucleotides long. The record is from the annotation of a GenBank genome assembly. NCBI's taxonomy places the organism in Eukaryota, Viridiplantae, Streptophyta, Magnoliopsida, Brassicales, Brassicaceae.